This is a messenger RNA of Copidosoma floridanum, 423 nucleotides long. RefSeq names its product histone H3.1-like. NCBI's taxonomy places the organism in Eukaryota, Metazoa, Arthropoda, Insecta, Hymenoptera, Encyrtidae. The record is from RefSeq and is a predicted model, not a curated record. Gene Ontology annotation, molecular function: DNA binding; protein heterodimerization activity; structural constituent of chromatin. Gene Ontology annotation, cellular component: nucleosome.
GGGAACUCUGCAAUGGCUCGUACCAAGCAGACCGCUCGCAAAUCCACUGGUGGAAAAGUUCCUCGCAAGCAAUUAGCAACCAAGGCAGCUCGUAAAAGCGCUCCGGCGACAGGCGGUGUGAAGAAGCCCCAUCGCUUCAGGCCCGGUACCGUCGCCCUCAGGGAAAUUCGCCGCUACCAAAAGAGUACGGAAUUACUGUUGCGCAAGAUGCCCUUCCAACGCCUAGUCCGUGAGAUUGCUCAGGAUUUCAAAACUGACCUUCGCUUCCAAAGUUCCGCUGUGAUGGCACUCCAGGAAGCUUGCGAAGCCUACCUGGUUGGGUUAUUCGAAGAUACAAACCUCUGUGCAAUCCACGCCAAAAGGGUGACCAUCAUGCCCAAGGACAUUCAACUGGCAAGGCGUGUCCGAGGUGAACGUACCUAA